AUGUCUGCUCCUCCGCCUGCCAGGCCAGCCGCGAAGGCGGAGGCGCAGAAGCAGAGGCGGAAGGCGCAGAGGAAGGCGCAGAAUGAUCUUUCUGCGAUGCUCUGUGAUGCUCUGCGAAUUCAAGCGAAUCUUGACAGAAAAAAUCUGCUGCCAUCUGCUCUAGGCGGCUUCGACUUGGAAGGAGAACUGGACAUGGACUUGGGCCUGGGCGGAGAUGACGAUGGGGAGGCUGGGUUGGCACUGGCAAGGUGCAUGAACGAUGGUCGCGACUUAUUUAUGCGCAGCUGUCGCAUGGCAUUUUCAUGCAGCGUGUAUCGGUGA
This is a messenger RNA of Symbiodinium natans, 321 nucleotides long. NCBI's taxonomy places the organism in Eukaryota, Dinophyceae, Suessiales, Symbiodiniaceae. The record is from the annotation of a GenBank genome assembly.